AUGGUAAUCAAGAAGGGUAAUCCAAUUUUGGCAUCUAAAGAAGAUGCCAACUUCAGAGAAGCAUUAAAGCUUUUUGACAGCAAGCAAUACAAGAAGGCCUUAAAAUUAGUCGAUACAAAUCUCAAGAAACAUGCGAAUCAUGUUGAAUCGGUUGCACUUAAAGGAUGUAUUAACUUCCAUAUGGGUAAUAAAUCCGAUUCUGAAUCGUAUAUCUUAAAAGCAGUUCAAAAGGCACCAGAAAAUUAUUUAGUCGAUCAUUUAGCUGGAUUAUAUUAUCGUGCAAUCGAAGAUUAUGCAGAGGCAGCCAAAUGGUUCAAAGCCGCAAAUGAUAAUGGGUCGCCAAAUAAACCGAUCUUACGUGAUUUAUCCUUCAUGCAGUGUCAAAUUCGUGAUUAUAAGAAUUUAAAAGAAUCUAGACAGGCAUACUUGGAACAUCAACCAGGAUAUCGUGCAAAUUGGACUGGAUUGGCCGUGGCUCAACAUUUACACAAGGACUAUUCAAGUGCUAUUAGUACUUUGACUAAGAUUGAAGGAAUUAUUAAGGAACAUUUGACUGACGCAGAUAUGUAUGAGCAGAGCGAAUGUGCAUUAUAUAAGAAUAAGAUCAUCGCCGAGUCUGGCGAUUUUGGCAAGGCACUUGAGACAUUGGAACAAGAUGCCGAUUGCAUUAAAGAUAAAGCUUCGCUUAUGGAAUAUAAAGCCAAGUAUCUUAUGCUUUUGGGACAAAAGAAGGAAGCCUCAGCAAUCUAUCGUCAACUUUUACAGAGAAAUCCUGACAACAUUCAGUAUUAUACCUUGUUGGAAACCUCGUUAGAUUCAGUAUCCAAAUCAGAAGAAGUCAGAGUUAAAUUAUAUGAAAAACUCGGUAGGUUCUAUCCUCGUUCCGAUCCACCAAAGUUCAUUCCAUUGACUUUCUUAUCCUCAUCCAAUGAACUUUUCGAAAAGAAAGCUAAGGAAUAUAUUAUCCCGCAAUUAGUCAGAGGAGUUCCUGCAACCUUCGUGAAUGUUAAACCAUUGUAUCAAAAUCCCGCCAAGUUGGCUGGCAUUGAAAAGAUCGUAUUAGAUUUCUAUGCCAAUGAAUUGCCAAGCAUCGAGAAUCCAACCGUUGCAGUCUGGACUGAUUAUUACUUAGCUCAACAUUACUUGUAUAAGAAAGAGUUAGACAAUGCUGAUAAAUAUAUCGACAGUGCACUCAAUCACUCCCCAACUUUGGUUGAAUUAUAUAUUAUCAAAGCCAGAAUCGCUAAACACAGAGGAGAAUUAGUCCAAGCUAGUGAAAUCAUGAAUGAAGGUCGUGAGUUGGAUUUACAAGAUAGAUUCAUUAAUUCGAAAUGCACCAAGUAUUACUUACGUGCCAACCGAGUUGACGAGGCUAUUGAUUGUAUUUCGCUCUUUACUAAAUUCGACGAAGGUGCUGUAAAUGGAUGUAAGGAUUUACAUACUAUGCAAGUCAGUUGGGUUUUGAUUGAAAGUGCUGAAGCAUAUGCCAGACUCUAUCAUGAAUAUCAAGAGAAAGAAAAAUCUGCAGGUAAUCUCAAUGACGAGGGUGCAGAGGAAUUACAAGAACUGGUUCUUUAUAAAGGAUUGGCAUUGAAGAGAUAUAUGUCUAUUAUCAAGCUUUAUAAGAUAUUCUAUAAUGAUCAAUUUGACUUCCAUUCAUAUUGUUUAAGACGUGGUACUCCUAGAGACUAUAUUGAUACUAUUAGAUGGGAAGAUCAAAUCCAUGCUACCCCGAUUUAUACACGUGCUUUAAAAGGAUUAUCAGAAAUUUAUUUUGAAGCUUACGAAGAAAGGGCUACCAAGAACGGUGAAAUUCAAGAAGACUCAAGUAAGAAGAACCACCAUAAGAAGAAAAAGAAGGCAAAGACAAGUAAGAAGAUGGCCGAAUUGAUCACAAAGGUCGAAAGCGAGAAAGAGGACGAGGAUCCUCUUGGUGCUAAGUUAGUCGCAGAUUUACAAAAGACAGAUAUUAUUGAAUCUUUAUUUGAAUUAUUUAAACCAUUGAUUGAUGAAGGUAAACACUUAAGACUUACUUGGGAAGUUCUCUUUAAAAUUUAUUUAAUCCAAGGGAAAUAUGUUUUGGCUUUACAAGCCAUUAAGAAUCUUAAUAAGGUGAUUAAUCCUUAUAAUAACAAGAAAUUAAAGGAAAUCGCAACUAAAAUUAUUGAAUUAUCAGAAACUUCCAAGAAUGAUAAGGAUGCGAACCCUGCUAUUGUCAAGGUCGUCGAGAAAGGUUUAAUCGCUGCCUUCCCUGAUUUCGAGAAACCUAGUGAAGAAUUCCUUGCAUUAUAUUCAGCAUAG
Hemisphaericaspora subhashii is the source of this 2301-nucleotide messenger RNA. Its product is annotated as peptide alpha-N-acetyltransferase complex A subunit. Gene Ontology annotation, biological process: N-terminal peptidyl-methionine acetylation. The coding region runs from base 1 to 2301 and encodes 766 amino acids. Gene Ontology annotation, molecular function: protein binding; protein-N-terminal amino-acid acetyltransferase activity. Gene Ontology annotation, cellular component: cytoplasm; NatA complex. NCBI's taxonomy places the organism in Eukaryota, Fungi, Ascomycota, Pichiomycetes, Serinales, Debaryomycetaceae. The record is from RefSeq and is a predicted model, not a curated record. The transcript has a single exon.